Molecule: messenger RNA, 2053 nt
Organism: Erythranthe guttata (spotted monkey flower)
Lineage: Eukaryota; Viridiplantae; Streptophyta; Magnoliopsida; Lamiales; Phrymaceae
Cellular component (GO): chloroplast envelope
Source: RefSeq, a predicted model, not a curated record
CCAAUCAACAAUAGUCUUCCACUCACAGACGUUGGCAUUUUCCCAGCCAAGAAAAAAAAAUUAACGUUCAAUUUUAUGCCUUUCUCCACAGUACAUAUAUAAUCUACAUACUUCGCAAUCUUCAAUUCCGAAAAUUAUCUUCACCCAUGGCCGAAAACCUAAGCAGAAUCAAGUAACAGCCACUCAAGGAAUCUACAGAAAUGGCUUCUUCGAUGUCUGCUUACUUUUUCACUCUUACUCCCAAAUCCCACUCCUUAAUUAUCUCUCGCAAACCAUUUAAAUUCUCCGAAUUCAACCAUUUGAAUUCUCUGCCAUCGCUGAUUCUCCCCCAAUCCACAAAAUUCCGCUGCGGAAAAACCGUAAUUAGGGCUUCCAGUAGCAGCAGCAGCGGUAGUGCUGAUGCCACCGCAAUUAGGCCCGGCGGCAGUGUGGAGAGCGAUAAAUUGCCGUCCGAUGUGCGGAAGCGGGCGAUGGACGCCAUUGAUUCCAGCGGGAGGAGGGUCACCAUCGGUGACGUGGCGAGCAAAGCCGGCCUCAAGUUGAAUGAAGCUCAGAAAGCUCUCCAGGCUCUCGCCGCCGACACCAAUGGAUUCUUAGAGGUUUCGGAUGAAGGCGACGUGCUAUAUGUUUUUCCUAAGGAUUAUAGAUCGAAGCUCGCUGGCAAGUCGUUUUGGAUUAAAGCUGAACCUUUGUUGGAGAAGGGAAAGAUGGCGGCUGAGUAUGUAGUGAGGGUUUCCUUUGGGACGGCACUGAUUGCAUCCAUUGUUAUUGUGUAUACCACGAUUAUUGCUAUAGCAUCGAGUAGCCGUGAGUCGGACGAUCGUGGCAGAAGAGGAAGAUCUUAUGGAAGUGGUUUCAAUUUUUAUUUGAAUCCAGCUGAUUUGUUCUGGUACUGGGAUCCAUAUUACUACAGGAGACGAAGAGUAAGAGAAGGUGAUGGUGGGGGUGGGAUGAACUUCAUUGAAUCUGUUUUUUCCGUUGUUUUCGGAGAUGGUGAUCCCAAUCAAGGGAUUGAAGAAGAGAGGUGGAAGUUGAUUGGACAAUACAUAGCUUCAAAUGGUGGUGUUGUUACAGCUGAAGAACUUGCUCCAUAUCUUGAUCUGGAAACUGGUGAAAAAACGGACGAUGACUCUUACAUACUACCAGUGCUACUGCGAUUUGAUGGUCAGCCAGAAGUAGAUGAAGAGGGUAAUAUUUUAUACCGUUUUCCAUCACUACAACGAACUGCUGCUCCACAGAGGAGCGGGCGGAAGGAAUACGUUGGAAGAAGAUGGGCUGAUUUUGUUGGAGAUGUUGAAAAGUUUUUUAAUGAAAAGAAAUGGCAAUUUAGCAAAACUAGUGCUUCAGAGAGGGCUUUGGUGAUUGGUCUUGGUGGCCUUAAUCUAUUUGGGGUUAUAUUUCUCGGUACCAUGUUAAAGAAUAUGACAUUUAGCCAGACUGGGUUCAUAUCAUUCGUGUCGGAAAUAUUUCCGCUGCUUCAGAUCUAUGCUGGCUCUUUCUUUGCUAUUCCAUUAAUCCGAUGGUUUGUCGUUCAAAACACAAAUCAUAAAAUUAUUAAAAGAAAUCAAGCCAGAGAACAGCGGGCCAUGGCACUCAAAUCACCCGAUCUUUCUCUGAGGCGGAAGAUUUUAAGUGCUCGAGACAUGGCACAGAGGACAUUCAUUGGCAAGGAUAGAAUCGUUUAUAGUACUGAGAAAGAUUUGUACGAGCAGGACUAUGAUACUCAAGAAUGGGAUCGGAGACUCAAAGAGAUCGAAAAAUCUGAGUGAAAAAAACUGUGUACAAGGUCAGUACAUUGUGUUUCACAGGAGAUAUAUGUACUACAUUCAGGCAAGUUGGGACUUUGUCCCUUGAUACAGUUUGUACAUGAUCAUAUUAAAUUAUUCAAAGGCAAGUAAACAAGGUAGGCUUUGCAUGAUAAAAAAGAGAAACUAUUAUCAUAUGUUAUUAUUGAAACAUAUUUCCGGAAGUGAUUCUGAGCUUUUUUGUUUUGGCCCAUAAUCACUUUUGAAUUGUUCUGCUUUAGGUUGAAAUGAGAAAAGCACUUCCUAGA